AUGUCCACAAGUGAACCCCUGUCGAGGAUACCGAGAGGUUUUCACCAUAUUAUCUCUACUAGACCAAACAAAUUCGCUGGUCGUCUCCCAUCACGUCUACCUCAUGCUUCUACCAAGUUCGUUCAACCGAGAGAUCGAGUGAGGAAAUGGAAUAUAAGACCAGGGGAUAAAGUCAGAUUGUUAGUCGGUACACCCAAACAGAAAUUCAUAAAUCAGCAGGAUGCCACGGAAGGAUGGAAUACAUUUACGGUGAAACAAGUUGAUUUGUCUAGGAAUAGGGUGUUUCUGGAGGGUGUCAAUAACAAGAAGAGCAACGUGAUUCAUUCCCGACCAGCAAACUACGAUACUCUCACGGACAAUCAAAAACAGUCAUAUGACGAUCAGAAGAAUCAUGUGCCUACGAUGAGACCGAUCCAUUACAGUAACGUGCAGCUAUGUUACGAUGAUCGCAAAGGACCUGACAGUCUUUUCGUCUCACGUAUGAAAACCGCUCGAACCCAUUUCAACGUAAAAUCACAACGACUAGAUUGGACUCGAAUAGCAGCUAGGAUAAGUGGAGGUAGUUCUUCGAAUGCUGAGCUGGAAUCGAGCCGUAUCAGGUUGGCAUGGCCUAAACCUGAGAAACCAUAUUCGCACCCCAAACCCGACGACGACUUGGACACUUCCAACGCCGUGACCAUCCAGGAUACAUUAGUCUUACCAGGAUUAGAAGCUAUCGAAGAGACCAAAGCAGCGGAUCUUGUCCCACAACAUGUCAAUGCGCCUUCGCCAGCCGAUACUUCCUUCUCCGAUGCUUACAUCAACCACAUGAACGGUAAUAGGAAACUGAACAAUGAGGAAUCGAAUUUCGUCGAUUUGUUGAUGCCCCUAUACCUCUCUGAAGAACUUUCACCGCGAUUCGGUAAAUACAAGACAUACAAGGCUUACAGGGCACGAAGGGAAGUUGAAGAAUUAGAAAGGCAGAGAGCUGGAAAGGAAGCGGUGGAAGAAUGGGUAAUGAAUGGUAAAGAUAAAGGAUUGAAAGAGAUUAUGGAUUUGGACGAAAUUGGUUUAGAAGGUGUCUUCCUCAAGCCUCGAACGAGAAAGGAAGUUCGAGAUUCUGCUAUUACAGAAUUUGACUUGCAGAAUGAGUUGACGAGGAAAGAGGUCAAUAUGAAUGUGAGAGAAGGUAGAUUAUAUGAUACCGAGCUGGGCGAUUGGUUUAAUGGUCCCAAGGCUGAUAAUAUAGAGAGAAAGAGGGAGAGAAAGGAAAGGAAAGAGAGAAAGGCUUUGGAGAGGUUGGAGAGGUUGAAAUUGGAGUAG
Molecule: messenger RNA, 1302 nt
Organism: Kwoniella botswanensis
Lineage: Eukaryota; Fungi; Basidiomycota; Tremellomycetes; Tremellales; Cryptococcaceae
Exons: 6
Coding region: 1-1302 (433 amino acids)
Biological process (GO): translation
Cellular component (GO): ribosome; mitochondrion
Molecular function (GO): structural constituent of ribosome; RNA binding
Source: RefSeq, a predicted model, not a curated record